Molecule: messenger RNA, 1038 nt
Organism: Pedinophyceae sp. YPF-701
Lineage: Eukaryota; Viridiplantae; Chlorophyta; Pedinophyceae
Source: the annotation of a GenBank genome assembly
AUGGCGCUCCAGGGCGUGAUCCUCGGCAUGGGCAACCCGCUGCUCGACAUCUCCGCGACGGUGGACCAGGCCUUCCUGGACAAGUACGGCCUGCAGAUGGACAACCAGAUCCUCGCCGAGGACAAGCACACGCCCAUGUACGCCGAGAUGGAGGAGAAGUUCAACGUCGAGUACAUCCCGGGCGGCGCCACCCAGAACACCGUGCGCGUCGCGCAGUGGAUGCUCGGCGUGCCCAAGGCCUGCGCGUACAUGGGCUCCGUCGGCGACGACGAGCGCUCCAAGAAGAUGAAGGAGAUCAUGGACGCGCAGGGGUGCGUCGCGAGCUACUUCAUCGACCCCGAGGCCCCCACGGGCACGUGCGCGGUGUGCGUCAAGGACGGCGAGCGCUCGCUGGUGGCCAACCUGGCCGCGGCGAACAACUACAAGGCCGACCACCUGAAGCAGCCCGAGAACUGGGCGCUCCUGGAGUCGGCCCGCAUCGUGUACAGCGCGGGCUUCUUCAUCACGGUGUCGCCCGAGUCGAUCACGGCCGCCGCCAAGCACUGCUGCGAGGCGGGCAAGAUGUACUGCAUGAACAUCUCCGCGCCGUUCAUCUGCGAGGUCCCGCCGUUCAAGAAGGUCCUGUCGGACACCAUGCCGUACGUGGACUUCCUCUUUGGCAACGAGAACGAGUUCGCCGCGUUCGCCAAGUCCGAGGGCUGGGACGAGAAGGACCUGGCCGGGUGCGCGCUGAAGAUCGCGGGGAUGCCCAAGGCGUCGGGCCACCGCCCGCGCGUGGUCGUCGUGACGCAGGGCGCGCAGCCCACGCUCGUGGCGCGCGGCGGCCGCGUGGCGUCCUACCUCGUCGACCCGAUCGACAAGGCCAAGAUCGUCGACACGAACGGCGCGGGCGACGCCUUCGUCGGCGGGUUCCUCUCGCAGCUCGCCCUCGGGAAGGACGACGCGGAGUGCUGCCGCGCCGGCAACUACGCCGCGGGGCAGGUCAUCCAGGUGUCGGGCUGCAAGAUGCCGGGCAAGUGCGAGUUCGUCUUCGCGUAG